AUGCUCUACCUCACCUCGGAUAACUUUCCUAUAUGUGAGUGGUCGGAUUCACCGUUUCUCGCUGUUUUCCGCGAUGACCAACAACCGUUCGUCGUCGACGACCUUUCCUUCAGCUUUUAUCGCUAUCUGUGGUAUCUCAUCCGUAUCGCGGCCUCUCUCACCUACCGACCCGUUCCACUUCCUGAACGUCCCACCUAUGUUGCCGAGGAAGAUGUCACCAUCAUCGUACCCACUAUCGAUGCCGGGGAAGAAUUCAAAGAGGCCGCUCGUAGUUGGCUCGUCGGAAAACCCAAGGAAAUUCUGAUCGUCACAGAGGAGAAGAUGCGAGGACCAUUACAAGAGCUAGCGAAUGCUGUAGAUCCCGAAAGGAUACGCGUCUUAACCGUACCGUUCGCGAACAAACGCCUUCAAAUGACCCACGGAAUCAAAAAUACCACGACGGAUAUCAUCGUUUUUGCGGAUGAUGAUGCUAUUUGGCCUCCAAUGCUGUUGCCAUACGUGUUGGCGUGUUUCGAGGACCAGAAGGUUGGUGGGGUUGGGACUAGUCAGCGGGUAAAGGCUGUGGGUGACCAUAUGACGGUUUGGGAGGUUCUCGCGGCAUUUCGAUUGACGAUUCGAAAUAUCGAGAUUAGUGCUUCGACUCAUAUUGACGGUGGUAUACCCUGUCUUUCUGGUCGUACUGCUGCGUACCGUACGGUCAUUCUCAAGGACCCCGAAUUCCUACGUGGGUUUACCCAUGACUAUUGGUUGGACAAGUAUCAGCUCAAUUCGGGCGAUGACAAGUUUCUGACGCGGUGGAUGGUUAGUCAUGGCUGGAGCACGUAUGUGCAGUGCUGCAAGGAGGCAGAGUUAUUGAGUACGAUGAAGCCGAAUUGGAGGUUCUUGAAGCAAGUCCUUCGAUGGACGCGUAAUACUUGGCGUUCGGAUUUGAGGAGCUUGUUUAUGGAAAGGCAUAUUUGGGUAGCACACCCUUACGUUGCCUAUACUAUGGUCGACAAGCUGUUCAACCCUUUCACGUUAUUAGCUGGCCCCUGCUUGGUGGUAUACUUAAUAGCAAAAAGUACGAAAGCUGUCAUAGAUGGAGGAUACCAUCUACCAUGGUGGAACAUCAUCUUGUCGUACAUUGUAUGGCUCUUCAUCACACGUACUGCGAAGCUCCUGCCACAUCUAUUAAGACGACCCCAAGACAUUAUCUACAUGCCUGCAUUUAUCCUGUUUGGAUAUUACUUCGCGGUCAUGAAGCUCUACGCGUUAUGCACUUUACAUGAGACCGGAUGGGGGACUCGAGCAGGUAUUGGCGAUGCAUCGGUGGCAACGGCUGCUUUAGAGAAACAGAAUGCAGAAGCUGAAAUUGAUGAGAAGUUGGGACUCCACCUCCACCACCACCGACGGUGUUCUGCCGUUGCUGCUACUACUCCUCCUAUGAUGCAGCAGUAUGACCAAACGCGUGUGGUAGCGGCGUCGAUACCCACCUUCCAAUUAAACUCCACGCCUAUACCACCUGUCGUGGAAAGGCAUCCUGAUCGCGAACCUAGCCGGUCAAACACGUUCGGGAGUGAUAGCCUUGGGAGUGGAGUUGGAAGCCGAUCUGGGAAUUACCGGAGGUAUAGCGGAGGUGUUGGUGAUGGAACGUUUAGGAGGAGGGACGGCGGUGCAGAGAACGUUGAUUUGGAGGCUGGAAAGGGGGUCGGAUACAUGCACUGAGAGAAGAACAUCUGAAAAGGGGGGAUCGAGACUAGCUUUCGAGCUCUUGAUCUGCUUGCUUACUUUGUUUGUUUCCCUCGCUAUAUUCGGGAUACUCCCACCUCGAGGUGGCCCACGCGGGUUUUGUGAGGGUUGGGCGUUGUCUCUUCCGCGAAAGCAUCAACAUUUCUAUACAUUCCUUCAAAUUCUCUUUCAUCUUAUCACUUAUCACCUCUCCCACCCUCGCUUUUUUUUCUUGUUGUCUUGUUUGGUUUAUUGCCCCACAUCCCGCAAUACUGCUUGCUUAUAUUAUACUUAUCCCAAAAGUAAUCUUCUAUAUCGGCUGACACUCCACACUCUGCUUUCUUGUAGUUGCUUCAAUCCUAGAUAUACUGGUACCACGGACUUGUUAUAGACACUUAUUUUGGCAUAUACCAAAG
Molecule: messenger RNA, 2123 nt
Organism: Marasmius oreades (fairy-ring Marasmius)
Lineage: Eukaryota; Fungi; Basidiomycota; Agaricomycetes; Agaricales; Marasmiaceae
Exons: 5
Coding region: 1-1704 (567 amino acids)
Source: RefSeq, a predicted model, not a curated record